Messenger RNA from Nicrophorus vespilloides, 2715 nucleotides. It is a transcript of the gene Sirt1, whose product is annotated as NAD-dependent protein deacetylase sirtuin-1. Gene Ontology annotation, molecular function: NAD+ binding. The record is from RefSeq and is a predicted model, not a curated record. The coding region runs from base 625 to 2655 and encodes 676 amino acids. Lineage: Eukaryota; Metazoa; Arthropoda; Insecta; Coleoptera; Silphidae. The transcript has 5 exons.
UUCCUUUUAUUUAAUUUUCUUAAUAUUUAUUUUAAAUUACUGGUAAUUACAGUCUUUUAUUUGCACUUUGCACAUUUUAUGUAACGAUGUAUUUCGGUCAUUAGUGGUCAAUCGAUGGUAGAUAUAUUGGUUUUAAUUGGAAUGUGUUAGUGUGUAUUUCGUAGAUAUAAUUAAACUUUGUUGUAUAUAUUACUUUAGUUCUUUGUGCAGUGAUUAGAAGUAGUGAUUGCACCAUGCCCAAAGGAUUUUUUUUUGCAGCAGCAGCAUUAAUAGUUUUGUUUUGCAAUACUAUUGAAAGUGAUUUGGAUUCGUAUGGCAGUUUUUUUUAUUUAAUUUAUUUAGAUGGUAGUGUUUCUCUUUUUGCAAGGAAGAACGAAAAUAUUUUGUAGAGUGUUAAAUAAAUGAGAAAUGAUGUCAUGUGUUUAUUCUUUAAAACCCAGUUUGGUAGUUAUAACUUUUUGGACGAGACGACAGGUUCCUUCCUCGUGAAUAAUAUCGCAUGCAGAAUGGCAACGUCGCACGAUGAUGGUGAUGUCGUGCGCCCCCUCGCGGCCGAUGUAGUACGUUUGCAAGUAGGAGGAUCGUCUUGCAAUUUCGGCGGUGGCCGUGUUAUUCGUGUCAAAUAUGGCUACCUAUUCAGAUGGGACGGAACACGAAUCCAGCGCGAAGCGAAUCAAGUUGUCCAUGGAGGAUGACCGUUGUGGUAAUUUGUGUCCGACGGAGGAGUCCUCCACGUGUCAAUUGAUGGCCGGACCCCAGGGAGACCCAUCAGAAGAUUCAGGAUAUGAAGCAUCGACAUUGGAAUCUUUAUCGACUCCGUUGAGGCGAGAAGUGGGAUUAGAGAAUAUGGAUGAAAUGCCGUUGCAUACUGAUAUGAGUAGAGAUAGUAUAGAUGAGGACGUUGAGGACGAAGAUGAUGACAACGUUUCGACGGUGAGUGAGUUGAGCGGCCUCUCGGAUCUAUCCGGACAAGAUUGGAAGCCCCACGCGGACAGCAGAACUUGGAUACAGAAACAAAUGCACAACGGCGUUGACCCACGUUCUAUCCUAGUCGACCUCGGCGUCGAGUCUCAUCAGAUACCGCAAUUCGUUGACGACGUAACCCUUUGGAAGCUGAUCAUAAAUAUGUUGGGAGAUCCACCCAGGAGACACAAACUCCGGCACGUGAAUACAUUAGAUGAUAUAGUGAGAUUGCUUAAAGGUGCCAAGAAGAUAAUUGUUUUAACUGGGGCCGGUGUAUCGGUGUCCUGCGGCAUUCCUGACUUCCGAUCGCGCGAUGGUAUUUAUUCGCGCCUGGCAAUUGAUUUUCCCGAUUUGCCAGACCCUCAGGCGAUGUUCGACAUAAGCUACUUUAGCCAGGAUCCGAGGCCGUUUUACAAAUUUGCUCGUGAUAUUUACCCUGGGAAAUUCCAGCCGAGUCCGUGCCACCGUUUCAUCAAACUGCUGGAGAAACACGGGAAGCUGCUGCGGAACUACACACAGAACAUUGACACACUAGAGAAAGUUGCGGAUAUCGAAAGGGUCAUCGAGUGUCACGGGUCAUUUGCGACGGCGACGUGCACUAAAUGCGGGAACAAAGUCACGGCGGAGGCAAUCAGGGAGAUCGUGCUCGCCCAGAACGUUCCGGUUUGUGCAAUUUGUAGACCGGACAUCGGAGAAGCGAUUGCUAUAAACGAGCUAAGCGAUCGGGAGCCGGACGAACUUCGAGAUCUGGUCUCGUCUGGUAUCAUGAAGCCGGAUAUAGUAUUCUUCGGCGAAGGUCUUCCGGAUUCCUUUCACGAAGCAAUGUCCGAGGACAAGAACGAAUGCGAUCUGCUCGUCGUCAUUGGAAGCUCACUGAAAGUGAGGCCGGUUGCUUUGAUUCCUAGUUCGCUACCAUCUAACGUACCGCAGAUACUCAUCAAUAGAGAACCUCUUCCGCACUGUCAUUUCGACGUCGAAUUGUUGGGCGAUUGCGAUGUCAUCAUCAAUCAUCUAUGCCACAUGUUGGGCUCCAGCUGGGAGGAAAGCAUAUAUCAGGACAGAUUGAACGAAGCUCUCCACCUACUGCCGCUGAAACCCACCGAAUCCGUGGAUAAAUGCAAUUGCGAAACUUCUUCAAGUUGUUCUUGUUUCGGACAGCAGGGCUCCAACUCCAUGACGCAGAGCAUAAAAGAGCGACACAUGUCAGUAGAUUCAGCGCGGGAUUCGGGCAUUGGAGAGAAUUCGAACUUCACCGAUGUUGAUACUAUGCGGUAUGACGAAGACACCGGUGAUAAGGUUCAUGGAGAGCCGAAGAAGAUCCAGAACGCAUCCGACAGGGAUAGCUUUCUGAACAACUGCGAGUUGGAGCUGUCUAGUAAUGGUUUCACUGAGAACAACGAGGAGGUGGCGGCGGUUGCAGAAACGGCUUCGUCUGCAGCUGUGACGAGUAUUCCAACUCAAAGCAAGGUGCAGGACAUGCAGGGCUAUUGGCAGCCUAAGGAAAAGCGCAGUAUUACAGACAGACUACCCGCUAACAGCUACUACCUGAUCCAGCCGAGCAGGUACAUAUUUCCAGGUGCGGAACUCUUUUACGAUCCAGAUGAGAAGUGCAGUUACUUCGACAACGCCAGCUCUGAUUCGUCGGACAGCGAGUCAGAGGCGGAACCUGCGCCGCCUGACUCCACCUUCUAAAAUCGCGCGCUCCCUCAGCGGCGAACAGUAAAUUCCUUGUUAUUACAUGCAUAUUCAUAU